Molecule: messenger RNA, 516 nt
Organism: Dictyostelium discoideum AX4
Lineage: Eukaryota; Evosea; Eumycetozoa; Dictyosteliales; Dictyosteliaceae
Exons: 1
Coding region: 1-516 (171 amino acids)
Source: RefSeq, a predicted model, not a curated record
AUGGGUAAAUGGUUAAUGUUAAUUGAUCCAGCAUCAUUUUUGAUAAUAGGGAUACCAUUAUUUGCCAUAUGGUAUGGUAGUUUUAGAUCAUAUAAAUUUAAUAUGGAGAAUCAACUUUUAAUAAUCGAUAACAAUGAUAUGCCAAACAAAUGGUUAUUAAUACUACCUUGUAUUGGUUCAUUAUCACUCCUCACCUUUUUUUAUUAUAUGGAUGCAAUGUAUAAUAUAUUAAUUUGUGUUAUAGUUAUAACAUCACUAUUAGCCAUAUCUUAUGUUACAUAUCCAUUUUUUCAAUAUUUAUUACCAAAGUUUUCAAUUCAUGAUUCUUCUAAAAAGUAUAUACCUAUAUAUCACAAUUAUAAUACACUUAAAUCAUUAAGAUUAAAAUAUAGUUUAAUCAAUAACACCACUGAUAAUAAUAAUAAUAAUAAUAAUAAUAAUAAUAAUAAUAAUAAUAAUAAUAAUAAUAAUAAUAAUAAUAAUAAUAAUACUAAUAUUAAAAAUUUUAUAGAUUAA